Lactuca virosa is the source of this 1215-nucleotide messenger RNA. NCBI's taxonomy places the organism in Eukaryota, Viridiplantae, Streptophyta, Magnoliopsida, Asterales, Asteraceae. The record is from the annotation of a GenBank genome assembly.
AUGGAAGACCUCAAAUCCUUGAGGAUGAAGAAACAAAUACUCCUCAUAGAGCUAUUAGCAAUCGAGCAAAAAAUCAACUUGUAUGAACAAGUAACAACGGUCACCGAUGUACCGAAAAGCGAAAGCUUAGAAACAAAGGCUAUUCCAGUGCAAACGACACCUGGUAAAGAAACAACAAAUCCGUUGAAAGCUGAUGCUUUGCUUAAAAGCAUAAUAAAGGAGACAACUACUCCUCUUCCACAUGGAAAAACUAGCUUGUUGGUUAAUUCCAACCCUUGUACUGAAGGAAUCAGUAAAAUGACAAUUUUGUCACCUACUAACAAAUCUGUGCAAGAUCUCAAACCAGAUUACAAAAAGGCUCUUAACAAAGAAGCUGAAAGAUUCUAUGUAAUCUACAAAGGGCCACACGCCGGAAUACAUACAGACUGGGGAAUUGCAGAGACCUUCUGCAAGCCGAAAGUCCAGAAGAUCAAAGAAGAACACAGAGACCAAAGAUUUGAUAUCCCAAAAGACGUCGAAUAUGAAGUCAACAAUCCUGCAAUCUCCUUUGAAGAUUUCAGAACAAUCUGGAGUAAAGCUAGAGCGGCAUGCCCAGAAGAUCUUAUCCAUGAAAGAUUUUUCACAACAGAUAAGAAAACCAAAAGCCUGUACAACUUCCUAGAAGGAGCAGAUCCAAGAUUAAUCCAACAAGCCUUUUCGGCAGGAUUAAUAGACAACAUCUAUCCAAGUUGCAAUUUGCAAGAACUAAAAUUCUUCCCAACCAGUAUGAUAGAAACCAUUAAGAAUUUCCGAAAGAAAGUUCUCAAAGCAAAAGAUGAUCCAAUAUACAUCAGAGUCAUAUCCUCUCUUCCAGAAUGGAUUCAAGAAGCAACACUUGCCCCUUAUCACUAUCUGGAAAUUGGCUUAGCAAAAGCUAAAAAAGACAUCGAACAAUCUCGACCCACGGAAGACAAAGAUCUCCCGUUCGAAGAAAUCCUUCAUCAAAAUCGUAUCAACGACCUUAAAAUAAUUUCUAAAAAGAUCAUUGAGAUAAUCUCAGGAUCAAAGAAAAAAGUUAAUUAUACAAAUUCACACUGUAUAAUCACCAGCUGGAGCUAUGGCAACACCAGUAACGAAGACCUUGAACGAGCAUCCAAAUUCGGAGAACAGUUCAUGAACAACAACUUUGAUGCAUCUACCACUACAAGACAAAUCUUCUGUAGGCAUGCGGAGUAG